UUACACAAACACUGUAUACGAUCACUGACGAUUGCAGAACAAAGAAAGAAAGAAAGAAAAGAAAUUUAGAGAGAGAAACAUACUCUCCUUCUUCUUCCUUUGGUGGGUUUCUCGAGUAUCAUUACUUUCUCCCCCCACCCACCGAAUCAUCAUACCUUCAAAUCCCCCUUUAAUGGCGUUCAUCUGAGCUUCCUCUUGUUUAUGGGUUUUUCAUCUUCUUCUUUAAGAACAACCCUACUUACAAGUAUGUUCUUUCUUAGGUUGGGCUAUUGAGUUGGGUUUUUCACAAGUAAAUGUAUGGAUCAUCGAGACCCAAUGGCGUUAUCUGGGUCUACUUACUAUAUGCAAAGAGAACUUGCCGGUGUCGGAAUCCGGCAAAUGUCCGGCCAUAACAACAACAUGUUCUUUCAAUCUAACGUUAUAGACACCUCAAUGGGUUCUUCUUUACCACCGACGGCGAUUUCAUCUCAUAUGAGUUCGGUACCGGCGCCGGCAGGCCCGGCACCGUCUGGUUUGGAGACUGUGAAAAGGAAAAGGGGAAGACCUAGGAAAUAUGGACCGGAUGGUGCAAUGGGAUUGCAAUUGUCUAACUCAUCUAAUACAGUUCCGGUGAGUUCUAAUCAGAAAAGGGGAAGAGGACGGCCGCCGGGCUCCGGCAGCAAACAACAGUUAGCUUCUCUUGGGAAAUGGCUUUCUAACACGGCCGGAACUGGAUUUACUCCACAUGUUAUUCUUAUCGGCUCCGGCGAGGAUAUCACAUCCAAGAUAUUGUCAUUUUCACAACAAGGUCCAAGGGCUAUAUGUGUUCUGUCAGCAAAUGGUUCUGUCUCAACCGCAACUCUUUGUCAGUCAUCAACUUCGGGUAGUUGUAUCACCUAUGAGGGGCGGUUUGAGAUAUUGUGCCUUUCUGGAUCUUAUUUAGUUGCCAAUAAUGGUCGAACCGGUGGUCUAAGCGUUUCUCUGGUUAGUCCCGAUGGUCGGGUCAUUGGUGGUGGUGUUGGUGGGGUUCUUAUUGCUGCUAGCCCCGUUCAGGUGAUUAUUGGAAGUUUCAAUUGGGGAAGUGGUUCUACAAAGAUGAAAAACAAAGUUAAGGAAGAAGAGACCAAACAUUACUAUGAAGGUGGUCAAGAACAAACUCGAGUAGACAAUGAUGAUGAUCAAAUAAUGAGUCAAGCAAAUGUUGUUUUAAACCCGAAUCAUACAAUUCAUGCUCCUGUCGGGCUUUGGCCUGGUUCGCGAUCCCUAGACAUGCAUAUGCCCGCUGACAUUGAUUUGAUGCGCGAUUAGCUGAUUUAUUGACGGUGUGGUUUCGUUUCAUAUGUAGGUUCGUGUUAGUUUCUUAUUAUUUCGUUGCAAAACCAACCAAACUUGUUUAGGAAAUCAUGGUUUUUCAAAUUGUGUUGUUAUGCCCUUUUUCUAAUAGGUGAUAUUUUGCAUUAGUGUUUUGUGAUGAUAUGUUACAUUAAUGACAGAAGUUUGACUGUUUUAUCAUAUAACUGUCGUUACUUAGUGUA
Messenger RNA from Impatiens glandulifera, 1514 nucleotides. Its product is annotated as AT-hook motif nuclear-localized protein 9. Lineage: Eukaryota; Viridiplantae; Streptophyta; Magnoliopsida; Ericales; Balsaminaceae. The record is from RefSeq and is a predicted model, not a curated record. The transcript is spliced from 6 exons. The coding region runs from base 298 to 1287 and encodes 329 amino acids. Gene Ontology annotation, molecular function: minor groove of adenine-thymine-rich DNA binding.